Messenger RNA from Naumovozyma dairenensis CBS 421, 1701 nucleotides. It is a transcript of the gene SET5, whose product is annotated as S-adenosylmethionine-dependent methyltransferase. Bases 1 to 1701 code for a protein of 566 amino acids. Gene Ontology annotation, molecular function: protein binding. The transcript has a single exon. NCBI's taxonomy places the organism in Eukaryota, Fungi, Ascomycota, Saccharomycetes, Saccharomycetales, Saccharomycetaceae. The record is from RefSeq and is a predicted model, not a curated record.
AUGCCAUUAACUAUCAAAACACUAAGUCUGAAUGACUUGGGUGAACAACAAAAGCUACCACCAAAUUCGAAGAUACCGAACCAUCAAACCAUUUGUGAUCAUGUAGUUCGUCUCUGGAAAGAGGAACCAUCCAUGGAAUAUGAACCCUUAUCCAUCUUACAUACAAGAUUGAAACAAAGAAACCCUCAUUGGAUUCUAUCUCAAGACACAUUACAAGAAAUUCUAUUGAAACAUAAUCUAUACCAAUCUUCAUCCAUUUCAGAUCCAAACAUAUUACCCUUAUACGCUGAUCAGAUCCAAUACCAAUCAUCAUCAUCAGCGAACAUAAAUGAUAUAAUCACAUCGAUAAAGAAAUUUCCCUCUUGUCUAACCAUAGAGGAAAAGGAACCCAUGGGAAGAUGUCUCAUCGCCACAGAUCACAUCGAGGCAAACAAACUAAUAUUCCAAGAACCAACACCUUUGAUAACCAUCCCACCAAUGGAUAAAUUGGGACUAAUUGAAAGAGGUAAGAUUUGUUCUCAUUGUGGGAACACAUUACAUUCAUUAAGUACGCAUUUCAUUAUGAUGAAUGGAUUGGAUUGUGAUUCUUGUGGAACUAUUUGGUGUAGUAAGAAGUGUAAAUUAGCUAACUCACACAUUCAUUCCAUUUUGAAACAUCAAAAAUCUGGGAAGAAGAAGAUGAUGAAUAAUAAUAACGUAGCGGUGGACUCGAAAGCUUGGAAUGAAUUUGAGAAAUUAUGUAUCAAAUUCAAUCAAAGAGAUAUUUUCUCAGUGGGGUUCAUAUGGGCCACUAUUGUAUCAAUGGAGAAACCAGAUUUGAAAUCAGAAUUGGAAACAAAAUGGAAUAGUUUGUGCUCUUUGUCUCAAAGAAUUAGAUCUAAUGCUGCUGAUUCUACAAAUAUUGGUGGUACUUUUGAUAAAUCAAAUGGUGGAGGAGGUACAAGCGCUGGUACAGUCAUCGAUACGCGUGACACAAUAAAUGAAACAGAGAAAGUAAAAUCUCGAGAAGAAGAACACAAAAACGAAGAUAUGGAACAUAUAUGGAAAUCCGCUUUCAAAUUGUUCCAAUCAGCGCUACCAAAAGUUGGCGACACAAUAGAUUUUGAACAAUUCUUAUGUGAAAUUGGUAGAUUUAAUUUGAACCAAAUUGAAGGUCAAAUCUAUUAUUUGAAUUCCUUUUUAAAUCAUAAUUGUGAACCUAAUGUCCGUUUUGAAAUUGAUUCUAAAUUAUGUUUGAAAAUAUUCUCAAGGAAACCAAUCAAUAAAGGUGAACAAUUAUUCACGACCUACGUAAGUCCAUUACAUGGAGUCAAUCUAAGAAGAAGAGAAUUAAGAGUCAAUUAUGGUAUUUUUUGCAAAUGUAAUCGUUGUGAAAACGAAUUUCUAAAAUCAAAACAAUCAAGACAAGAUAACAAUAAUAUCGAUAACAGAAUACUUUCAGAUACACCUGCAAUAAUGAAAUCCCCAGAAAGACUUACUCUUAAGAUAAGAAGAGAAUCAAAUACAGCAGCAGCUGCCUCUACUACCGCAGGGGCAAGAAGGAAAUCAUCAUUGAGGAAUAAAAGACCUGAUUUAACAGAAUUGUUAAAGAAUGGUAAAGAAUUUGAUUUAGAAAUUCCAACAAAUUUUAAAAUUGGUUCAAGAAGGAGAACAUCCGUUAGGUUUGAUGAAAAUGUUUCAUUUGCAGUGGAAGAAGAAUAG